AUGAAGACGCCAAAGUCAUCGGGAAAGAAGCCAUCGGGCGCGAAGGGCAAGUCCCCGCGCGAGACAUCCGCCAAGAAGCGCCCCGCGCAGAGCGGCGGUGCGGAUGCGAAAAAGCGCAUCAAGAAACCCGACGGCAGGCCGUCGCUGGACUUCGCCGGCGAGGAGGGAUCCGUGUUCAUGUCCGUGCCGUCGUUCGACGGCGCCGGGGAGAUGGACAUGGGCGGGAAGAAACCCGCUUGGGAAUCCUACGACUGGACGAGCGAGAAGUCCAACAAGCAGAGGAAGAAGGAGCGCGCCGAGAAGGCGGCGGCGGCGGCGAAGGAUGUCGCCGAUGUCGCCGACGACACCGCCCCCGACGACGCCCCGCGCGUUGCGCCCGGGAAGGGCAAGGGCAAAAAGACCAAGGAACCCAAGGUGGACAAACGGUUCGGCUCCCAGUGGGACAAGCAGCAGAUGAUGGACAAGCGUUACGAGGAGAGGCGCGAGGCGAAGCGACAAAAGUACCAAGCCUUGAAGGAGGCGGCUGGCGACGACGACGACGUCUUGGACGACGGCCAGGGGAAGAUUUCGGGCAAGGUGCUCGGUCGACGGAGGCGCGCGGCGGAGAAGCGCGCGAGGCUCGCGGAGCAGCGCAAGGCUGAGCGCGCCGCGAAGGGCCUGCCCGUGGACAUGCCCGCCAAGAGAUUACCGGCCAAGCUGGCGGUGGGCACGGCGGCGGGUGUCAACGCUCUCGACGCGAACGCGAACGGCGGCGGCGCCAACACGGCGACGGGCAAGAACGCGGAUAAGAACGCGAAGAGGAAGGCGAGGAGGGAGGAAAAGCGUCGCGCGGAGGAGGCCGAGCGGGCGUCCAAGGCUGUCUCUAAGGGAGGCGGGGAGACCCCAAAGGGGAAGCGCGAGAGGGAGAAGGAGGAGGCGGAGGAGUUGGCGCGACGCUUCAAGGAGGAGGAAGAGGCCGAAGACGACGACACCUCCGAAGAAGAGGAGGAGGAAGACAGCGAAGAUGAGGAGGAGAGCGAAGAAGAAGAAGAAGAGGAGGAGGAGGAGGAAGAAGAAGAGGAUGGCGCCAUUGAGGAGAGAUGGUCCGAUGACGACGAGGACGCCGCAUUGGACGCAGCGUUGGCUCCCUCAGACGAUGAGGAAGACAGCGAAGAAGAGCAGGAGGAGGAGGAGGAGGAAGAAGAAGAGGAUGGCGCCAUUGAGGAGAGAUGGUCCGAUGACGACGAGGACGCCGCAUUGGACGCAGCGUUGGCUCCCUCAGACGAUGAGGAGGAGGAGGAGAGCGAAGAGGAGGAGGAGGAGGAGGAAGAAGAAAAGGAUGGCGCCAUUGAGGAGAGAUGGUCCGAUGACGACGAGGACGCCGCGUUGGACGCAGCGUUGGCUCCGUCGGGCAGCGAGGACGACGGUGAACCGUCCGAAGAUGGAUCCGAGGAGGAAGAUGAAAAGGAUGGAUCCGACGACGAGGACGAUUCCGACGAGGACGAGGAGGCUGCCGCAGACUGGGGAGAACAAUUCAGCACGGAUGAAGAUGAUGAUGAUGACGACGACGACGAUGGGUCAAUGUCCGAGGACGAGCAGGAGGAGUCGAAGGAGUCGGAGGAGUCGGAGGAGUCGGAGUCGGAGGAUGUCUCGGCUCCCGCACCGGCGCCGGCCAAGCCCAGCGGCAAGAUGUCCCUCGUCGAGAAGAUGAAGGCCAAGCUCUCCGGCGGACAGUUCCGCAUGCUCAACGAGGCGCUCUACACAACCACCGGCGACGACGCGCUUCGAAUGGUCAAGGCGUCGCCCGGUACCUUCGGCGCCUAUCACGCCGGCUUCAGAGAGCAGACCAAGGAGUGGCCCACCCGCCCGGUGGACGUCAUCAUGAAGUACCUCAAGACCCAGCCCAAGAGCCUGGCGGUGGCGGAUUUCGGGUGCGGCGACGCCGAGCUGGCGCGAAAGGUGAAGCAGAAGGUUCACUCGUUUGACCUGGAGAGCGACGCACCCGGGGUGAUUGCGUGCAACAUGGCGAACGUGCCGCUGCCCGACGAUAGCGUGCACGUGGCGGUAUUCUCACUGUCGCUCAUGGGCACCGACUACGGCAAGUUCCUGGAGGAAGCGCACAGGGUACUCAAGGUUGGAGGACUGCUCUGGAUCGCCGAGGUUCGCAGCCGCUUCGACGGCAAGGACGGCGUGGCGAGCGUCGACAGCUUCGUCAAGACUCUCGCUCAGCUCGGGUUCAAGCUGAAGGGCAAACCCGACGAGUCAAACAAGAUGUUCUUCACAGUGUCGAUGAUCAAGACUGGCGAGAAGAAGGCGAAAAAGGUCAAGUGGCAGCUGCUCAAGGCGUGCAUCUAUAAGCGAAGGUAG
Messenger RNA from Micromonas commoda, 2346 nucleotides. RefSeq lists its product with no specific name. NCBI's taxonomy places the organism in Eukaryota, Viridiplantae, Chlorophyta, Mamiellophyceae, Mamiellales, Mamiellaceae. Bases 1 to 2346 code for a protein of 781 amino acids. Gene Ontology annotation, molecular function: methyltransferase activity. The transcript is spliced from 2 exons. Gene Ontology annotation, cellular component: nucleolus. The record is from RefSeq and is a predicted model, not a curated record.